This is a messenger RNA of Clupea harengus (Atlantic herring), 3352 nucleotides long. RefSeq names its product solute carrier family 15 member 4 (gene slc15a4). The record is from RefSeq and is a predicted model, not a curated record. Gene Ontology annotation, biological process: transmembrane transport. Gene Ontology annotation, molecular function: transmembrane transporter activity. Gene Ontology annotation, cellular component: membrane. Lineage: Eukaryota; Metazoa; Chordata; Actinopteri; Clupeiformes; Clupeidae.
CAGCUGCGUGUGUAGAUCUAUAUCUUGCACGGAUAAGCAUACCUCUCUGUUUCAUUCAUUCGAGCAACUACAUUGAUAUAUAGAUCAAACUCAGAGGCGCUGCAAGUCCUGUUUAUAUUCCUCCAAACGAGUUUGAAGUCACGCGGUGAUUCUGUGACUGUACAGUAGCUCGCUAGUAGUUUAUUUCGGAAACAGUGUAUUGGUGCCGAAGUGUCUUUUUUUUAUUUUCCAGCCGUUAAACAACAUUCAUAAGACAUGUCAAGAUUAACUUGUGAUGGUACACCGAAGUGACAGUCCCAUCAUUCGCUGACGUUUGCUGAACUGGUGAAAUGGCAGCUUGAAGCGUCUUGAUUGCCAGCACCGGGGGUGUAGUCCAGUUUGAGAAGUUAAGUGUGAACCAACGUUUGACCAUGGCGUCCAGUGAUGUAAAUGAGAACACUCCAUUGUUGGACAGCUCUGUGACAGUUUCUCGACCCCAGGAGUCGGUCUUCAAGGGGAGACGUCUGGCAUGUGCCGCCAUCCUAGUGGCCGAGUCCUUGGAAAGGAUGGCCUUCUACGGCCUUACCUGUAACCUAGUGCUCUUCCUCAACAGCGAGCCUUUCUACUGGGAUGGGACUCUAGCGAGCCAGGCACCUUUGGUCUUCAUGGGAGUCACCUACCUGGUAUCGCCGUUCGGCGGGUGGCUAGCAGAUGCUUAUCUGGGAAAGUUUUGGACUAUCGCUUGCAGUCUCAUCCUCUACCUACUUGGAAUGCUCUUUUAUCCUUUCGUGGGCAGCGACAAAAGAACAUUCCUGUGCGGGGAACAGAUAGCCUUUCCCGUCCAACCGGCAGAGUGCAUGAGCGCGAACAUUACCCCUCCUGCCAAUGUCACCUGUCCCACACGGGCACCGUACUGUGGGGCUGUCAUCUACAGUAGUCUGGUGCUGGUGGCCUUAGGCGUGGGGACAGUGAAGUCCAACAUGACAGCCUUCGGAGCAGACCAGGUGAAGGACCGCGGUCCGGAGGCGACGCGGCGCUUCUUCAACUGGUUCUACUGGAGCAUCAACCUGGGCACCAUCAUGGCGCUGGGGGGCAUCGCCUACAUCCAGCAGAACCUGAGCUUCUCCGUGGGCUACAUCAUCCCUGCCGUGUGCCUGGGGGUGUCCUUUGUGGUGUUCAUGCUGGGCCGCGCCGUGUUCAUCACCAAGCCGGCCGACGGCAGCGCCUUCACAGACCUGUUCAAGAUCUUGGGCUUCGCCUGCUGCUGGUCACGCGUGCCCAAAGAGGCCGCCCUGCUCAGGCCUAAGCCCACGUUGCUGGAUGGAGCGAAGGUGACGUAUGGAGGAAAGUUUCCAGAGGAGAAGGUGGACGAGGUGAAAGCCAUCUUCAAGAUACUUCCUGUCUUCCUGGCUCUCAUUCCGUACUGGACAGUGUACUUCCAGAUGCAGACCACGUACUACUUGCAGGGGCUGCACCUGAAGAUCCCGACAACCAGUAAUGGCACCGGCUCACAGAUGACGUUUCGUUUCCCGGCAGCGUGGCUGUCCAUGUUCGAUGCGGUGUUGAUUCUGCUGCUGAUCCCUUUGAAGGAUAAGGUGGUGGACCCCAUGCUGCGCCGCCGCGGCCUCCUGCCCUCCUCGCUCAAGCGCAUCGCCGUCGGCAUGUUCUUCGUCAUGUGCUCCGCCGUUGCUGCCGGUAUCCUGGAGACCAUGCGCCUGGACAUCAUAAAGAGCCGCGGCACCAUCGACCAGGUGUUUGGCCACGACACCUACUACGCCGCCGACCUGCCCAUCUGGUGGCAGGUGCCCCAGUACGUCCUCAUCGGCAUCAGCGAGAUCUUCGCCAGCAUCGCCGGACUGGAGUUUGCCUACUCCGCAGCCCCGCGCUCCAUGCAGAGUGCCAUCAUGGGCCUCUUCUUCUUCUUCUCGGGGAUCGGCUCGUUCGUGGGCUCGGGCCUGCUGGCCAUCGUCUCGUUCCCGAGCAUCGGCUGGAUGUCCUCUCACAGGGACUUCGGUAACAUAAACGAGUGCAAGCUGAACUACUACUUCUUCCUCUUGGCGGGCAUCCAAGGCAUGACGUUGCUCGUCUUCCUCAUCGUGUCCGUCAAGUACGACAAGCAGAAGGGCCGUCCCGUCAGUAGCCACCGCUCCUCCCGCUCCAACUCCCGAUCCCACCCCCCUCAGAGGUCAGAGGUCAUCUCAUGACCCACCCCGACCCCUCCAUCACCCCCCCUACCAACACCCUGACAUGUCAUGGUCAGUGCCAAAAAGAAGUGCCUCCUGCUUGAGUCUUUUCCUCUUGUGUUUUGGGUUUUCUUUUCUUUUAAAAAUGUCUUUAGCUUUGUUUUGGGACUGUGAGUCUUUCGAAAUAUAAUUAUUAUUAUUUGUGUCCUUUUGGGGUUGUUUUACAGUUUCAUUCUUUUAUUAUUCCCCUCAGACUUUGUUUGCACAUUCACUGUGUGGUAGGCAAGUCACUUUUGCACAAGGGUUAAGCUGCCGUAGAAAACCAUUUGAGAGAUGGAUGUGUGGAGGUGGGGGAGGGGAGGGGAGGGGACGAGGACGGGGAGGACCUCGAGAUGAUGUAGGUGAAAGACAUUUGGGAAGUUGGGAUUACAGGUGUCCUGACCCCAUCACACAUUUCAUGCUGUGUGAGUGUGUGGAAAUUAUUGUCUUUUUUUUCCUCACUCUCUUCUUGUGUCUUGUAGAAGCAUGAAAACCUGCACUUAAAAGAAAGAGUAUAUAUAGCCUCCUUGCAGGAUGGAGUCGCUCCAGACCAGUGGGAAAUAGAAACGCCUAUUGGCGGACUGCCAGGAGGAGUAUUGAAGGUUGAUCAGACUACAGAAAUGUACUAGAUUUGAUCUUAUUACAGUCAUGUAAUAGCCUUUCACACAUUGUUUAUGUGGUUGGUUUUGUUUGUUUGUUUGUUUGUUUGUAUUCAGAGUGUUGAUUUUUCUUUUUUUGUAUGUCUCCCGUAAUUUGCACUUCUGGAAUAUGGCUGGUUUGAAAAUGUGAUGUUCAUAUAUCAAUUUAUUUAAAAUAAUUUUCCAUGUGGCAUUUUUUGGUACUUUUUGUGCUGAUAGCUUUUUUUGUGCUGAAUCCUGAAAAUGAUACCUCUUUCAAAAUCAGUGUUUUCAUCAUCAACCCUUUUUUAAUAACGGUUUACCACUGCCUUACAUGUUUCCCAGUACUGUCAGGACUCGAGGAACCUGUCGCAUUAAACUUGAACUCUGUCGCAUUAUUAAACUGGACACUCCUGAGAUCCCCUGUACUCCGCUAAUGCCAACACAACACAAUAUAAUUACAGACUGUGAUUUGUUGGUUUGAUCGUAAAUUUCUGUGUAAAUAAAUAAAUAAAAACAAAAAGAGAUGCAGCA